GGAAUAAAAAUAGUGUAUAAUAAUCUUUAUAGAGAUUAUAAAAGUUCCUGUGAAAAUGCAAUUAAGAUUAAAAUAUUUAGUUUACAAGCAAUUGAACAAAAAUUUAUACGGUUCAAUUCAAAUGAUGGAUUUAUUAAAAAUUAUCGUCCAACUCUUGAAGCAUUUGUUCAUUUUACUCAUGAAGAAACUGGUGGAUAUUUAAUUAUUACUGAUCUUCAAGGAAUUGAAUUAAAAGAUAAGUUUAUCUUAACUGAUCCGGCAAUUCAUUGUACUGAUUUUUUAAGAUUCGGAAGAACAAAUCUCGGUAUUGAAGGGAUUAAUAGAUGUUUAUUAACUAAACAUAAAUGUAAUGGUAAGAAGUUAGGCCUUCCUUAUCUUGGGUGA
Molecule: messenger RNA, 384 nt
Organism: Dentiscutata erythropus
Lineage: Eukaryota; Fungi; Glomeromycota; Glomeromycetes; Diversisporales; Gigasporaceae
Source: the annotation of a GenBank genome assembly